CUGUUCUCUCGCCGCCGUUCUAGUUCCGCUUUGCUUGAGGUGCACGUGGCGGUGGAAGCUUCCCGGGCGGUGGCGGUUGUUGGUUCAUGUCGAUGGCGCAGGUGUGCUGCGACUCGGCCGUAACGGCGGCACCGGUGGCCGGGCCGGAGGCGGAGGCGAGGGCCAGGGCGCGCGCCGAGAGGCGCCGCCGGGCCGCGGAGGCCGGGAGGUGGAAGCACGCGGCGGCUGCUGGCACGGCAGCCGCAGAUGCCACGAGGAAGCGGAGCCUCGAGGCCGGGGAGCUGCUCGUGGCGCGGAAGCACGGGGCCGCGUCGGUGGCCGGCCGCCGGAGGGAGAUGGAGGACGCCGUGUCCGUGCGCGAGUCCUUCGCCGCGGAGGGCGACGCCGACGGCGGCGGGAGGCGCGACUUCUACGGGGUGUUCGACGGCCACGGCUGCUCGCACGUGGCCGAGGCGUGCCGGGACCGGAUGCACGACCUGCUCGCCGAGGAGCUCGCCGCUGCCGACGGUUCCGGCUCCGCGGCGACCUGGACCGCCGCGAUGGAACGCAGCUUCGCGCGGAUGGACGCCGAGGCGAUGUCGGCCGGCGGGAGCGCCGCCUGCCGCUGCGACCCGCACAAGUGCGACCACGUGGGCUCCACCGCCGUGGUGGCCGUCGUGGAGGAGCGCCGCGUCGUGGUGGCCAACUGCGGCGACAGCCGCGCGCUGCUGUGCCGCGGGGGCGGCGCGCCGCCGCUGCCGCUGUCGUCGGACCACAAGCCCGACCGCCCCGACGAGCUGGAGCGGAUCGAGGCCGCGGGCGGCCGCGUCAUCUUCUGGGAGGGCGCGCGCGUGCUGGGCGUCCUCGCCAUGUCCCGCGCCAUCGGGGACGGCUACCUCAAGCCGUACGUCUCGUCCGUGCCCGAGGUCACGGUCACCGACCGCGCCGACGCCGACGAGUGCCUCAUCCUCGCCAGCGACGGCCUCUGGGACGUGGUUAGCAACGAGGCCGCGUGCGAGGUGGCGCGCGCCUGCCUCCGCCGGGGGCGGGCCAGGUGGUGCGCCGAGGCCGCCGCGCUGCUCACCAAGCUGGCCCUCGCCAGGCGCAGCUCCGACAACGUCUCGGUGGUCGUCGUCGAUCUCCGGAGGAGGGAUCACUAGCUAGCUCUGAGCAGUUAGUACUAAUACAGUAGUAGGAUGGUGCACAAAAGGAUCUCGCGGGUGUGUGCUAAUUGUUUUUCUGUCUUUCUCGUCAAAAGUUAUUUUUUGCUGCUCUCCCUGAAUCAAAAAGUUCAGAGGAGCCCUUAGAUUA
Molecule: messenger RNA, 1290 nt
Organism: Zea mays
Lineage: Eukaryota; Viridiplantae; Streptophyta; Magnoliopsida; Poales; Poaceae
Product: probable protein phosphatase 2C 68
Exons: 1
Coding region: 87-1139 (350 amino acids)
Biological process (GO): protein dephosphorylation
Molecular function (GO): protein serine/threonine phosphatase activity; cation binding
Source: RefSeq, marked validated